AGCUGCUUGCAGUGCUCUGGAAGCAAAAUACAAAAUAAUAAUUUAAAUUUAAAAAUAUAUGCUUAAAUUAUUAAUCAGUUGUCGUGUAUCACACAUUAAUCGCAUUUGGAGCAGAGCCAUGGGCAGCAAGCAGGCACAGAAUGAAGACAACAAGCUGGACACGUUCCGACGCAUUUGUGAUGAAAUAGCUGCUGAGUCCAGCUACCUGCGGAAGGUUGAGAAAUUGGAGAUGUUCUUCAAGAAAGGCAGCAGCGGUGCCGGCUUUAAAGGCGACAUGUUACAGUGGGUUCAGUUUCUCAUACCAGGCUCCACACAGCGGGUCUAUAAUUUGCAAAACAAAGCAUUAAUCAAGCUGUUUGCUCGCAUCUUCAAUGUCGACCAACAGGAAAUGCAUCUGGACUUGGAACAGGAUGGUGAUAUUUCAGAAACUCUGCGUAAACACUUUGCUAGCUCCAGCAAACUUAAACCGCAAGCGCAAAGCGAACUCUACUUACAUGAUGUGGAAAGUUUGCUUUGUCAGCUGGAGCAGCGCACAAAGGAGGAUGAGCAAACUGAAGUUCUGCAUAAGCUGUGUAAGCAGGCAACCGAUUUAGAUUUGCGUACGUUCAUCAGGCUGAUCAAACAGGAUCUGCGCAUUAAUGCACGUGCCAGGCACAUUCUGGAUGCAUUUGGACCACAAGCCUAUCCAGCGUAUCAGAGUUCUCGUGAUCUCACAGCUAUUGUACAAAAUUUUGCUGGCAACAGACCCACGUCUCUCAAAACUCCAACAAAGACGGCCACUCAGAAGGCAAAGAAGAAAACUAGCGCUAUUCAGGUAAUGACGCCUAUUUCACCGAUGCUGGCCAAUGCCUGCAAGUCUGUAGAGGAAGCAUUCAAAAAGAAUCCCGGCGGACUGUAUAGCGAGGUUAAAUAUGAUGGAGAAAGAGUACAAAUUCACAAACAGGGCGCGGAAUUUAAGUUUUUCAGUCGAAAUUUAAAACCAGUAAUGGAUCACAAAAUCAAGGAGCUAAAAGAGUAUAUACCACGCGCCUUUCCUGGCGCCGAUGACAUGAUACUUGAUUCAGAAAUCAUUUUGGUGGACACAGAAACGGGCGCUUUGCUUCCCUUUGGAACGCUGGGUGCGCACAAGAAACAUACCUAUGUCAAUGCUUCGGUUUGCCUCUUUGUUUUUGACUGCUUGCUCUAUGAUGGCGAUGAUCUGACUGAGCUCGCAUUUUGCAAACGUCGCGAGAUUCUGGAGCAAAACAUUCAACCCAUCAAAUCCCAUGUGCAACUCUCCGAAUCAGAGUUCUUGAAGACCAAAAACGAGUUGGCAUUGAUGACCGCUAAGGUGCUUCAAGCUAAUCUGGAGGGCGUUGUGCUCAAGAGUCCCGGUGGCACAUAUCAGCCGGGCAAACGUAACUGGCUCAAAGUAAAAAAGGAUUAUCUUUUUGGUGGCAAAAUGGCAGACACUGCCGAUUUGGUGGUAUUGGGCGCAUGGUAUGGCUCUGGCAAGAAAGGCGGCGUGCUCAGCAUCUUUCUGAUGGGCUGUUAUGAUGCACGUGACCACCUCUGGAAGACGGUCACCAAAGUGCACUCUGGUCUUGAUGAUGCCACCAACGACGAGAUCCAUGAAGCAUUGAUGAAACUCACAGAGCGCGCUGAUGCAAACAAAAUUCCCAAUUGGUUACUCUGCAAAAAAGCACUAAUACCUGAUGUGCUAGCCAAGACUCCGGAGAAAAUGCCAGUGUGGGAAAUCACGGGUGCUGAGUUCACACAAUCGGAGGCUCACACUGCAGCAGGCAUUUCUAUCCGCUUUCCGCGCAUUACGCGCCUGCGCAGUGACAAAUCUGCAAUGGAGGCAAAUGAUCUGGCGCAUCUAGAGCAGCUCUAUGCUGCCUCUAAAAAAAAUGUUAAUGUAGACUUGCUGCUGGCCAAUUGUGAUGAGGACAAGGAUGAUUUGGCGAACCGACUGAAGCUGGAGAAGACCCCCCAAAAGGGCAAGGCCGCCAAAGGAGCGGCAGCGAGCAGUAGCAAAAAAUCCAAGAGAUCUAAUAGCGGCUCUGAUGAUGAGCAGCCAACUCCGUCAAAAGGUCGUAGCUCACGAAAAAUAACAAAGCUGGAGGCGCCCACAGCUACAUCUAAAGGUAGUCUAAAGGAUUUCUUCAAGCCCAAAACAACAACAGUAGCUGUUAAAAUAGAAAGCAAAUCACCCGAAGAUGUCAAAAUGAAAGUCGAGGGCGAGGAUAGUAAUUUAUUUAGUGGCCAGGUUGCGUACUUUGUGGCGGAUGCAGCCCAAUCCAAGCAAAAAGAUGAAUUUGUGCGUCAUGGUGGCAUCUUGGCCGAAAAUUCUAAUAAGGCGCCUUUAGUUUUCCAUAGCAAUACGAAAAAUGUUGACUUGGCGGAAUUGAGACCCCUCUACCGUCGCAGCUGCCGUCAUCUCAGCGUGCAAUGGCUUGAGGCAUCGCUACAAGCCAAGAAGCUUCAGCCUUAUCCGCUCUAUGCGUUGCUUUUGAAGUCAUAGCCUAGUGUUGUUAUUGAAUUAUUUUAUUAUUCGCUUAAAAUUGUAAAUUUGUUAUAUUUAAAGUAUAAGACGCCAUAUUUAUUAUAUUCGACUUUGGUCCUUAACGAACGAUGCCUUUAGCUAUAUUUCCAUACAUCACCAAAACUAAU
This is a messenger RNA of Drosophila hydei, 2652 nucleotides long. It is a transcript of the gene DNAlig3, whose product is annotated as DNA ligase 3. Gene Ontology annotation, molecular function: ATP binding; DNA binding; DNA ligase (ATP) activity. The record is from RefSeq and is a predicted model, not a curated record. The transcript has 4 exons. The coding region runs from base 59 to 2503 and encodes 814 amino acids. Gene Ontology annotation, cellular component: DNA ligase III-XRCC1 complex. Lineage: Eukaryota; Metazoa; Arthropoda; Insecta; Diptera; Drosophilidae. Gene Ontology annotation, biological process: DNA recombination; lagging strand elongation; mitochondrial DNA repair.